GUCAGGGUUUCAGACGACGCCAAGAUGGCUGCGCCCAGUGCAGUGUGACCUGCGGCCGAGCGUGGAUGGCUCUUUUGCUCUGACCUAUGGCAGAUGCUGCCCCUUCAGGGGCCCGGGGCCCCUCGUCCUUUGUUCCUCAUGGAGUAGGGGACACACCAGAGAGCGGCUGGGACCGCGUCUGUGAGAUCUUUCAACGCAAUGAGCGCGGUGAGAGCUCCCAGGAGGCGGAGCUCAUUGUGAAGAGCGCGUUGACCGGGGCGUUGAUUGGCUUGGUCUAUGGCGGUGUACCCGCGGCCCGCUUCAGCCGGGAGCAGUAUAUAAAGCACAGCCAAGCUGAGGUUUUCCGCCACCGGAUAGAGGCUGUGAGGUCUGUCCAUAAUGCCGCCCUCCGGGGAUUUCUUCGGUACGGAUUCCGCUGGGGAUGGAGGGUCGCAGCUUUUGUCAGCAUUUUUAACUGUGUCAGCACUGGCCUCUCCGCGUAUCGGGACAAGGUUGUGGUCAGCAACUUUGCUGCAGCUGGAGCGGUCACUGGUGGCUUAUUCCGGCUGAACCUGGGGCUUCGGGGCCUGGUCGGGGGCUCUGUCAUUGGAGCGUUACUCGGGGUUCCUGCUGGAGCGUUGAUCUCCGGUUUACAGAGUCUCGCGGGGGAGGAUCUUCGUCAGCACAAGCGCCAGGAACGCCGGCAUCUCAGUGAGCGUCAGCUGCAGGAAUGGACCGAGCGGGUGGCAUACACUGACGUCAUUGUGCAGGAGAUUCGAGAAGCCGGUGAAGAGUCCUCUGAGCAGGAGGUGGAGAAAAUCAAUGAGUUGUUACAACACACCAGAACUGCUGCCCCCGAGCAAUGAGGCCAUGAUGGGCAUUCACAUCUACCCGCUUCCCGUGUGAGACAGAUGCCACACUGCGCCCGUCUGCAUGGCCCUCAGUGAUUCUUACAGUGUGUGGAUCCAAGAGGAGCAGGAGGCAGCAAAUUAACAGGGGCUGGAUCAGAACGUCUGACCCUACUGCCCUCUAGUACUCGGGGUCUUCUGUGUGAGAACUGCACCCAGGAUCAAGACAGGACAGAGCUGGCAGAACUCUAGGACAAUAAAUGUCUUAAAAUGUGCUA
Messenger RNA from Bufo bufo (common toad), 1105 nucleotides. RefSeq names its product translocase of inner mitochondrial membrane domain containing 1 (gene TIMMDC1). Gene Ontology annotation, cellular component: mitochondrion. The coding region runs from base 87 to 845 and encodes 252 amino acids. The transcript is spliced from 8 exons. Lineage: Eukaryota; Metazoa; Chordata; Amphibia; Anura; Bufonidae. The record is from RefSeq and is a predicted model, not a curated record.